CGAAAUCAUUUUGGAGAGAGAGAGAGAGGGAGGCGGGGAGCAAGGUUUCUCUCUUCUCAAAGACGACCAAGAAGUCGUGACAGUUUCUUCUUCCACACAACUCCCUCUCUCAGACAACAUCAUGUCGCGACACGCAGCGUUUGCGGACGAAACCACAGAAAUCAAGCCGGGUCAAGGAUUGACUGAGGUUGAAGACACUGAAGGCGGACGUGACUACACUGCGAGUCUCGCACAGACAGGCACACGACAGACUGACCCUGAGAAGUCAAGCUCUCACUCUGAAGCUGGUCUCACUCACAGACACGAGCACGCAGUCGCCACUCGAAAGCUGUUGUUAAAGCUCGACUUGACUAUCCUCCCAUUCGCUGUGUUAUUGUAUCUCAGUGCUUACCUGGAUAGAGGAAAUUUGGGAAAUGCUCGACUCCAAGGUCUCGAGGCUCAAGUCCUCAACGGAUCCGACACCAACUACUCCAUCGCUCUCUCCUGUUUCUUCAUCACGUAUAUUCUAUUUUCUAUCCCUGGAACUCUUCUCGCAAAGCAGUUCAAUCCCUCCUACACCAUCGCAAUUGGCGCUUUGACCUGGUCCCUCGGUGCUACGCUGCAGGCAGCAGCCUUCAACCGAGCCGGACUCUUCGUUUGUCGGUUGAUCGUGGGUGUUGGGGAGGCUAUGUUCGGUCAGGCGAUGGCGUUUCAUCUGAGUCUCUGGUACACCAAGAAGGACCUCGCAAAGCGAGUUGGUCUCUUCAUAUCUGCCGGUGCUCUCUCCGGAGCGUUCACUGGAUUGAUCAGCUAUGGAGUCAGCUCGAUCCACCAUCCCAAGAUUGAAGCUUGGAAGGUCCUCUUCCUCAUUGAGGGUCUUCCCUCCUUCGUCCUCGCCGUCUGUGUGGCACUCUUCAUGCCUUCCCGGCCAGAAACCUCCAAAUUGCUUUCUGAAGACGAACGAACCCUUUGCCUCACUCGCUUGAACGCAGAUAGCUCUGUGGAGCAGCACACCGGCGUUGACCUCCGAGGCGUUACGAGAUGCUUGACUGAUUGGAAGACUUACGUCGUGUCCAUCUCGUACUCUUGCAUGAAUCUCGGUCUUGGAUCCGUGGGUGGCUUCUUGCCAACCAUCAUCAAGGGUCUCGGAUACUCCAAUGCCAAAGCUCAACUCUUCACUGUGCCACCAUACGUCGUCGCUCUCGUCUUCAUGUUGCUCUUGACAACCUACUCUGAUCGAUACCAGACCCGUGGAAUUCCUGCAACUGCCGUCUUCGUCAUAGGAAUCGUAGGAUGGGCCAUCCUCCUUGCUGUACCAGCGCACCACCCCACCGCCACCGAGCUCCAUGUCAGAUACUUCGGCUGCAUUUGCGUUGUCACUGCUGGAUACACCAAUAUCCCCAUUAUCAUUUCCUGGCAAUCUGGAAACACUGGAAACCAAUCCCAGCGAGCAACUUCGCUCGGUAUGCUCAACUCUCUUGGCCAAUGUCUCGGAUUGGCUGCUGCUUUUAUGUUCCCAUCGACUGAGAAGCCGCAAUUCAGAAAGGGCUGUAUCAUCAAUGUCGCGUUCCAGUGUCUCGGACUUGUCCUGGUUCUGGGUAUGAGUCUCUACUAUCGAUGGGAGAACAAGAGAAGGGAUAAGGUUGAGGGUGGACGACCUCCACGAGGCGCCGCUCUGGACACUAUGGAACAGCACGAUCUCGCUCCAGGUUUCCGUUACGUGCCAUAGAUGUUGGCUCUGAAUUUCUCACUGGACUGUGGCUGAUUGCGAGUAAGGACGAUAUCCCUUCGCUCAGUUUGCUUUUUGCUUUCUGAAUGCAAUUUGUCUGCUGUCAUGGUCA
Kockovaella imperatae is the source of this 1820-nucleotide messenger RNA. Its product is annotated as major facilitator superfamily domain-containing protein. Gene Ontology annotation, molecular function: transmembrane transporter activity. The record is from RefSeq and is a predicted model, not a curated record. The transcript has 13 exons. Lineage: Eukaryota; Fungi; Basidiomycota; Tremellomycetes; Tremellales; Cuniculitremaceae. Gene Ontology annotation, cellular component: membrane. Gene Ontology annotation, biological process: transmembrane transport. Bases 122 to 1708 code for a protein of 528 amino acids.